UAUCGAUUUAUUUUCCUGUCCCAUCUUCCAUUGCUUUUUUUUUACCACGAAUAAGUCGACUGUCGUAAAAGGAUUUGGACAUUUGGAAUGCUAUCGUAGCCAGGGGUUGUCGUUAUCUAUUCGAUAACACUGUUAUCCUCCGGUUGGGAUGCCAUCAUUCAGUUGAUCACAUUUUGUGUAAGAGAAACCAUGUGGCCAUCAAGGUAUCAUAUUUUCAUCUUCAUCGUUCACCUCUCUUCAGCAGCCAGCUAUAAAUGUGAUCGUACCGCACGGGUCUGUGAAACCUCCCUCACCGUGCAGCACUACCUCACAAUGACUCACCCAGUGAAUUCAACAGUGUACCCCUCCCGGGGAGAACUCUAUGACUACAGGGUUACCGAUCCUUCUACGUCAGCUACGGUACCUGUCGAUGACGUCAUCACGGCGGAUGGAUGGGAGGCGAAACGACUUGUAAUCGUUGUCAAUCGAACGCUUCCUGGACCGGAUAUUGUCGUCUAUGAAGGUCAAACGUUGAUUGUCCACGUCACAAACAGUUUGGCAUCUGAUUCCGUCACUAUUCAUUGGCACGGAUUGCAUCAGACGGGGACCCCUUACAUGGAUGGUGUUCCCUUUGUGACGCAAUGUCCAAUCGCAGCCGGACAAACGUUUACGUACGAGUUUCAAGCGUACCCAUCGGGUACUUUUUGGUACCAUUCUCACGUCGGAUCUCAACGCACAAAAGGAAUGUUUGGAGCUUUAAUAAUUUUAAAGAAUGAAACGAAUCCUAUUCCAGAGCAUAUCUUACAGAUUCAGGAAUGGAAUCACAAUUGGGAUUCGGAUUACGGAUUCGAAAUGAUGGUAUAUGGCUUAGUGGAAAACAGAACACAAUUUAUUCCAUCGGAAAGUGUGGAUGGGACUUUAUUCAGUCUUUUAAAGGCACAUUCUGGUUUGAUCAACGGCAGAGGACGCUACUACUUCAACUAUGAAACUGGUUCUCAUAACGAGGCUCCAUUAACAGUCUACAAAGUCAAACAAGGGAGUGUAUACCGAUUUCGAGCUAUAGGAGUCGGGGCCCUUUAUCCGUUUAGAGUUUCCGUGGAUGGUCAUAUGAUCACUGUUAUAGAAUCGGAUGGGUUCCCGAUACAGCCAGUGACUGUCGAAUCGUUUAUCAUUAACCCUGGGGAGCGGUACGACUUCACAUUGGUUGCAAACCAGACCAUAGGAAAUUAUUGGAUCCGUGGUAGGACCUUGGAGACGAAUCGGGUCACCAUUGCAGAGGCAAUCUUACGAUAUGAUACCGCGCCGGAGAAUGAUCCAGUUACUACAAGAAAAGACUGUAAGGUCGGAGACGUCUGCCUGGUUUUGAAUUGUCCAUUUCAGUUCUAUCCUGCAAGUGAAAACAUAAAGUGUAUCUUUUUUGAUCAGUUGAGGUCAACAGUCCCGAAUGACCCUGCACCGGAAGUUGUUAAGGGGAGAUUUUCAGAGUAUUUCUUGAAUUUCUUUUCAGAGGGAAUGGUGAAUGGUAAAAUGUUUAAAUUUCCUUCCGUUGCAGCAUUAUCACAACCAUCGGCGAUAACUACGCAAUGCGAAAAAUGUAAAGGUAUGAAGAUGAUGCAAAUGUGUAUGUGUACACAUACGUUAAAUUUGGAUGCAGACGACACAGUUCAGAUAGUCCUCUCAAACAUUGGAUCUCAGGCAGGCAUGUCCCAUCCUAUUCAUAUGCAUGGACAUUCAUUUUACGUCUUAAAAACAGGAUUUGGAAAAUACAACGCAACAACCGGAAGGUUCCUUUCACAAACUGAAGAUCUUGCAUGUUUGGGAAGUUUACCCAAAGAGCAAAACAUGUGUGAUGAAGUCAUUUGGGCUAACCAGUCCUGGAGAAAUGGAAAUAUUCCUGGUUUGGAGCUAAACAAUCCUCCACGUAAAGAUACGAUUACCAUUCCGGGUGGAGGCUAUGUGGUGAUUCGAAUCAAGGCGAAUAACCCAGGUCUGUGGUUCCUGCAUUGCCACAUCGAGUUCCACGCUACUCACGGAAUGGGCCUGCUGCUUAAUGAAUCAUUUGCCAACGUUCCAAAGGCUCCCCCAGGUUUUCCAACAUGUGGCAAUUUUGAGAAGGUUUCUUCUGCUAACGUUGAUUCAAAAGAAACAAACGUUUUCACGGCUGAUACUCUUUUCUCAGGUAACAUAUCCGUCACCAUAUUUUGGAUCGUGGUCGGAGUUUCGGCUGCCGUGAUCCUCUCCCUUAUAGUCGCCCUCGUCAUUGUACUACGCUCCUCCAGAAAGGCGAAAACCAAAGGAAGCUUCGAAGCCGUGGCCUGUUACCACGCUGAGCCACGAUGACGUCAUUAACUGCUAGUUUUAGGAUAUUAUUUUUAAUUGUCGUGCGUGCUGUAUACACCAUAAAGUAUACAUGCAUGCACCAGUUAUUACUCAAUACCUCAUACACAUAAAUAAUAAAAUAAUCAGUACAACAGAUGUCAUGAAUUGUAGAAUAUAAAUUUAUUUUUUUCUUUGCGAGGAUGAUAUCAUUAAAAGAUUGGGGCGGAAUACGAUUUUUUCCGCAAAAGUCAAAUAAAGAUUGUGUGCUGGAUAGCCCCCCAAAACAUUUUUGGUAACUUAAUUAACAGACUGUAUGAAUCCAGUUUUGGGGGAUGGGGCAGGAAGAUCCUAUGAUUGACCCUAUCUAGAUCUGAGAAGAGAUGUUUGGAUCUCCUGUCGAUUUUGUCCAUAUUUGAUCCAUAUAAUAAUUUCAGAUUUUUUGUAAGUUCUUCAGAUACUAUGCUUCCUAUCAAUCUAUACAUAUUUUUAUAAGUAAAAAAAAAAAAUAAAUACCAAAAGCGUAAGGAGACGACAUGAAAGAAAUAUGAAUGAGAAAAGUUGGGCAUAAAAUCCUUACGACAGGUUCUUGUGCUUUUAGACCAUUUGUUUCAUCAGCGUCGAUAAGUAUGAUGUACGCCUAAUAGGGUGUAUACAGUAAGGUCUGGCUGCGUUUUACAAAAGAACUUGCAACAAAGUUGUAUAUAUUUUGAGUCUUACGGAAUGCUCUGUUAGGCCUAAAAAAAAAAAGUUGUGUGUUUAGGGUAACCCGACCUAACCUACAAAAAUGCCCCGAUCCUGAUGUCUGUUUUUCUCCGAUUGUGAAUUUUAUAUUAUUUCUAUUUAAAAAUCUGUUUUUAAAUAUGACAGAAACAAACAUUCUUAGGAUUCAUGCAAAGAAAAAUAUAAAAUUAAAAAAAAUCCCUACCUACCUAAUUUUUCAUCAGUGUUACCCUAAACACACAUUUUUUUUAUAGACCUUAUGAACAAAAUUGAUAUUAAACCAUUUCUUUACAACUAUUUUGAUUUGAAUAAUUAUAUUUCACAGUCAUUAAAUUGAAACAUUGAUUAGUUUAUGAUUAAUAACAACAACUUAUGUUAUAAUUGUUGUUUCUUCACUUGUAUUUGUUUCUCCCAUGAUUUCAUGGGCUUCUAUUUAUGACUUAGUUUGUUUACCAAUAAAUUGAUUGUUGUUAUACUUAAUGGAUUAAUAUUU
Magallana angulata is the source of this 3511-nucleotide messenger RNA. RefSeq lists its product as uncharacterized. Gene Ontology annotation, molecular function: copper ion binding; oxidoreductase activity. The transcript has 4 exons. Bases 190 to 2319 code for a protein of 709 amino acids. NCBI's taxonomy places the organism in Eukaryota, Metazoa, Mollusca, Bivalvia, Ostreida, Ostreidae. The record is from RefSeq and is a predicted model, not a curated record. Gene Ontology annotation, cellular component: plasma membrane. Gene Ontology annotation, biological process: iron ion transport.